Adelges cooleyi (spruce gall adelgid) is the source of this 1695-nucleotide messenger RNA. Its product is annotated as protein HEXIM1-like. NCBI's taxonomy places the organism in Eukaryota, Metazoa, Arthropoda, Insecta, Hemiptera, Adelgidae. The coding region runs from base 249 to 1187 and encodes 312 amino acids. Gene Ontology annotation, biological process: negative regulation of transcription by RNA polymerase II; negative regulation of cyclin-dependent protein serine/threonine kinase activity. The transcript has 3 exons. The record is from RefSeq and is a predicted model, not a curated record. Gene Ontology annotation, cellular component: nucleoplasm; cytoplasm; nucleus. Gene Ontology annotation, molecular function: cyclin-dependent protein serine/threonine kinase inhibitor activity; 7SK snRNA binding.
CUGCUCGUAAUACGGGCGGCCGCCAGUCAGUCGAAGUUUGACUGCUUUGGCUUGUGGACGUUCGUCGCGAGCUCCCCGUCUGAUCCUCUAAAUCCGAUUAUUGUGCCUUCGCUUCGUUUUUAACGUCGGUACAGUUUUAUUUUCAUUUUCCGUACGCGUUUUCGCCGUUUCCCGAAUCGAUUUAGCAUUUUUAGGAGUCGAAAACCGUCGCCAAUAUUCUCCGGAUCCGCUACGGCCCAACGACAACAAUGGAGGACGUCCAAAAUGGCGCUGUGGUCGCCACCGCACUAGCGCCUCACGACAAUGGCGGUAUGAUCGCAAACCAGGCAGAACCCGCUGCCGUGUCCGCCGCGCCACCUGGUGGUGUACAGCUGAACCAUAACAAUAACAAUAACAGCUGCAGCUCGAUGGUCAAAGGACAAUUCAAGGGACCGGGAAAUCCUGAUCAUAGAACAAGACGUCCACGCCGUGGUAAACGCAAAAGUAAAAAAAUGCCCUACAUUCUUGACAGAAUGUAUCGUCGAAAAGCUGUGGCCCCAAACAAUACCAAUCAAUUUCUAAUGGAAGAUCAUAAUAAUGGAACGGAGCUAGACCGGAAAUUAUUAGAAGAAGAAAACGCACAUUACAAUAGAAUGAAUAACGGCCGAACUAGAAACUCCAGUUACACAAGCGUAGAAUCGGAUGGCAUAGAUCAUAUGCUCUAUUCGUCAUCAGAUGAAGAUGCAGCGUCUAUGCAAAAAGAAUUUUGUGAUACUUACAGAUUAGUUCAGGAAGAACAAUUAGGCAGCAUGUCCAAACAAGAUCUCAUACAACGUGUGCUCGAUCUCGAAGAGAAAAUACAAACAAUAGAAUCCAAAAGGUAUAGAAAAAAUAUUAUGAAAUAUAUAAAUGGUACACCUAACGAAGACGAGGACUCCAUUGACCCAGACGAAUACAGGUUAAUGAAAAUACAAGUCAGAGAUUUAACAUCGCAAAAUAAAGUAUUACAGACUGAAAUUGAAACCCUUAAAAAACAAGUCCAAUCGAGGACGAAUGAUAGUUCUGUGGAUAGUGAGACUUCGUCGGAUUCUAGUGAUAGCUCGUCCAGUUCGUCUGAUGGACAAGAAAUUGAAAUGAGCUUCUUAGUAGUAAGGAGUGAUGAACGAACCAACUGUGAUGACCAAAAAACCAAUGAUCAACCAAAUUGAUUGUAACGCUAUAUUUUCCUUGUAAAUAUAUGAAGCAUAAAUAUAUAAAAACAUUUUUUUUAGGAAUUUCUUAUUAAUUUUGUGUUAAUAUUAUUAGGCUUUACCCUUUCUUCAUUUAGUUGUGUGUUGUUAAAACUUUUACCUAUUUUAAUUAGCCGUAGGUUACAGUUUUUUAUUUUUAUUUGGUUGUAAUAUAUUUCUGUAAUGAUCUCGAGUAUUACAAAUAAUUUAACCUACACAACUUAAAUACUAUCGUUUUUCAUAUCUAAAUUCAUUAACUACUCAAAAAUAUUCUUAUAAAAUACACACACCAUUUAAAUACAUAACACUUACCAAAUUUUCAAGAUGCAUUAAUUUAUUUAUUUUUUCUGAAAAAUUGAAAUGUCGUAAGAAUGGUACGGUAAUGUUACCACUUUUUUGCUUUUAAAUGUUGUUAGCUGUUUUUUUUUUUAACCAAUGUAAGAUAAAAAAUUUAAAAUAAAAACAUAAUGUAUUAAAAGCUGUUUAA